UGGUAAUUGGCCGUCAAUUACCUUACAUCGUCUAAGUUUCUUUAAAAAUAUAAUUUUAUUUAAAGUUAGUUUUUAGUGUUACUUAUAAAAGAAGUAAAUAUCGAAUAACCAAUUUAAUUUACUUUUUUCGCUAAAGUAAAAAUAUUAAUUAUAAAUCGUUUUUGCAACAAGCACACCUUUUCGUUGUUACAAGAAAAGACUGUGUUGUAAAAAAAUUUAUUACUAAAAACAAUUUUAAAGCGUUAAAAUAAGAAACUGACACAUUUUAACAAUUGUUGAGCAAUAAUUGUGACGGCCGAAACCAGAAUAUAGCAUAAAAUAUUCCAAAAAAAUAGUAAAACAAAAAACGAACAAAGAAAAUGUACAACAACGCAUAUACAGCAAAUGGUGGUGCACCCCAGAUUGCCGGUGGUGGGUUUUAUGGUUCACGUCACAACAGCGAUCGUCCGCAGUAUCAACGCAAUCCCGUUGGUGAAGGGUCUGGUGUAGGCGGAACUGGUGUUGGUUAUAAUAACCAAUAUGGUGGUGGACAGUAUCGUGGUAAUAGUUCUAGUUCUAUUAUGACUGGAAACGGGCCUAGUUUCUACGGCAAUGGUGCAGCAUAUCAACCACGUACUAAAAAUUUUGUACCACGUCACCAGAAGCCAAUGACUAAUUAUCAAAAUGGCUCGUUCCAUAAUAACAUGAACGUGGUGAAAAAUAUCCUCUCCAAAGAAGAGCGUGCAGAGUUACAACGUGAAAAGGCAAAAAAUCCAGGUCGCAAUUUAAUCACACCACAUUGGGACAAUUUGCAGCCAUUUAAAAAGAAUUUCUAUGCUCCACAUCCCAACGCUCUAAACAUGAGCGAACAAGCUGUCUCUGAUUUACGCAAAGAACUUCAAAUUACUGUGUCUGGGGUAAAUAUACCACAUCCAAUAUCAUCAUUUGAGGAGUGUUCAUUACCAGCAUAUGCUAUUGAAGAGAUGAAGCGUCAAGGUUUUACCCAACCGACUGCUAUUCAAUCGCAAGGUUGGCCAAUAGCAUUAUCUGGUAGAGAUUUAGUUGGUAUUGCCCAAACUGGGUCUGGUAAAACAUUAGCUUAUAUGUUGCCUGCUAUGGUUCAUAUUGCAAAUCAACCACCUAUACAACAUGGUGAAGGCCCCAUUGCUCUAGUUUUGGCCCCAACCCGUGAAUUAGCGCAACAAAUACAAUCAGUUGUACGUGAUUAUGGUCAUCUAACAUCACCAGAAAUACGUCAUACAUGCAUUUUUGGUGGCUCAUCAAAGGUGCCACAGGCACGUGACUUGGAGCGUGGUGUAGAAGUAAUAAUUGCAACUCCCGGUCGUUUAAUUGACUUUUUGGAAAAUCGUACAACUAACUUACAACGUUGUACUUAUUUAGUAUUGGAUGAAGCAGAUCGCAUGCUGGACAUGGGUUUCGAACCACAAAUACGUAAAAUUAUACAACAGAUUCGUCCUGAUCGUCAAGUAGUAAUGUGGUCAGCAACAUGGCCAAAAGAGGUUCAAACUUUGGCUGGCGAUUUCUUAAACGAUUUCAUCCAGAUAAAUAUUGGUUCGAUGAAUUUGUCUGCUAAUCACAAUAUCAGGCAAAUUAUUGAUAUUUGUCAAGAAGAAGAGAAGCCGCAGCGAAUUGUAAAACUUUUGAAGGACAUUAUACCAACUACCAACAACUCAGCAAAUAACGGCAACAAAAUAAUAAUAUUUGUGGAAACUAAAAUAAAAGUUGAAGAAAUCCUACAGAUCAUUCGUAAUGAAGGUUAUACAGCUACGUCUAUACAUGGCGAUAAAUCACAAACUGAACGUGAUUCUGUUUUAAAGGACUUCCGUAAUGGUAAGUCUAAUAUAUUAAUUGCAACUGAUGUAGCUUCGCGUGGUUUGGACGUUGAGGAUUUGCAAUUUGUCAUAAACUAUGACUAUCCAAAUUCGUCAGAGAACUAUGUCCACCGUAUUGGCCGUACUGGUCGUUGUCAACAAUUAGGCACAGCUUAUACCUUUUUUACACCUGAGAAUGCUAAACAAGCACGCGAAUUGAUAUCAGUAUUAGAAGAAGCUGGUCAAGCACCACCACAGAAUUUGGUAGACUUAGCACGUUCUGUUGGUAAUGUUAAUGGUCGUAAUACUAGCACUAAACGUUGGCAACAACCAAGUAAUAUGCAUCAACAACGUAAUAAUCCUCUUAAUUACCAAGCCGGUGGUUCGAAUGGUAACAGUUACAGUCCUAAGCCUCACUAUACUUCGAACGGUGGUGGAAGCAUGUACCAACAACAAAGUAAUUCUGGUAGUUGGAAUAAUCGUUCAAUUAAUAAUCAAUACAAUGGUGGUCAAGAUGGUAUGAAUGGUGGUCGCGUUUUUCGUCCCCGUACUGCAUUCAACUCUACUGGACCACGUCCAAUGGUAGGUGGUUAUCACAAUCCACAUGUACCAGCUCAUUUGCAACAAAACAAUGCAUAUGUACCACAUCAGUACAGACCACGUAACCAAUAUGUUCCAAAUGGUAAUAUUCAACGUUUUCCACAAUAUCAAAAGCGUGAGUAUCCACAGCAAAAUCAUUUCGAUAAGCAGCAAGGUAUGAUGGCAAAUAGCGCUGAUCAUCAACAACAGAACUUAAAUAGCAUGAAUGCAGUUACAAGUCAGCAACAAGCAAGUGUUGUCGCAAAUAUUGCUGCAGCUGUAGCUGCCGCCAAUGGACAAGUUGUUGAUUAUCCGAAUGUUGGCACACCACCAGCAGCAGCACCAACUAUGUAUGCUGCUCCGGCUCAAUCGCCACCAAUUAAUGCCAAUAACGCUGCUUAUAUGUACGAUACCAGCGGUAUGUUAGCUGCCGCUGCCAAUGCUUAUGGUGGACAAUUUGGACAUGCACCACCAGCAGCAUAUUAUCAACAUCCACCACUUCCGCAUCAAUAUUCCGCUGGCGGUGUAGCUGCCGGUACAGCAGAUGUCCUACAACAACAACAGCAGUAAACAAUUUUCUUCUUUAAAAUUUAAUCAUUAUUAACUAGUUACAAAUAUUCAACAUAAAUUUAAUUUAAUAAAAAAUAAAAAAAUUCUUUUUCUCUAAAAACAAAUACGAAACGAGAAGCGAUAAAACUACCGCCAGUAAAACUAAAAUAUUAAUAUAAACUAUAAACUAUAAUAUUAUAAAAAGAGAUCAUUGAACUAGAACUAAAAUCAAAAUUAUAAAAACAAAAAAAUUCCAGUAACGAAAAAGUAAAGACAGUACUUUCGAACGUAAAUAAUACGAUAUAAUACAAUUAUAAAAGAGGCAGUUUAAGGACAGGUUCAUGAACCCUCAGUAUCGCAUUGUAUGCAAAUUAUCAUGUAAAUCACAGCUAUAUUAAAAACAAACCCAUCAAAUUGUUUAUAUAAUAAUGAAUUUUUCUCGAGAAUUAUAAUAAUAAUAAUGAUCAUUAUAUAGCUGCAAUCGAAAUUGGCUAAUGAUAAUAAUUAUAAUGAUA
Messenger RNA from Teleopsis dalmanni, 3454 nucleotides. It is a transcript of the gene mahe, whose product is annotated as ATP-dependent RNA helicase dbp2. The record is from RefSeq and is a predicted model, not a curated record. The transcript is spliced from 3 exons. Lineage: Eukaryota; Metazoa; Arthropoda; Insecta; Diptera; Diopsidae. Bases 360 to 2960 code for a protein of 866 amino acids. Gene Ontology annotation, cellular component: nucleus; cytoplasm; ribonucleoprotein complex. Gene Ontology annotation, molecular function: RNA helicase activity; ATP binding; RNA binding.